This is a messenger RNA of Rhodamnia argentea, 1723 nucleotides long. RefSeq names its product UDP-N-acetylglucosamine--N-acetylmuramyl-(pentapeptide) pyrophosphoryl-undecaprenol N-acetylglucosamine transferase. NCBI's taxonomy places the organism in Eukaryota, Viridiplantae, Streptophyta, Magnoliopsida, Myrtales, Myrtaceae. The coding region runs from base 112 to 1416 and encodes 434 amino acids. Gene Ontology annotation, biological process: carbohydrate metabolic process. The transcript is spliced from 6 exons. The record is from RefSeq and is a predicted model, not a curated record. Gene Ontology annotation, molecular function: undecaprenyldiphospho-muramoylpentapeptide beta-N-acetylglucosaminyltransferase activity.
AGACAGAGAGUUGAGUUCAGUCGCUGAAUCUGACUCCUUCGCCUUCUCCUCCGGAGAAACCCAAUGAAGAAUCACCUCCUCAGGCUUCACUCUCGCUCCAAUCCCUAAAGCAUGGCCUCCUGCAUCGCCGUCUCCCACUUCUCCCUCUCCACCAACCCCACUCUCCAUCCGCCAAAUCGCCGCUCCUUUGGCAGGACUCCCCGGUCGGCCAAACUUCUCUGUCGCCUGGCUGCCGAAAGCUCCGAUGGGUCCACCUCGUCCGGCGAUCUCCGAGUGGCAUUCGCGGCCGGCGGCACCGGCGGCCACGUACUUCCGGCCUUGGCUAUUGCGGACGAGCUCAGAAUCAUGAAACCUGGGAUCCGAGUCCUCUUCUUCGGCAUGCCCAAGAGCAUGGAGAGCACGGCGGUCGCGGCAGCGGGCUAUGACUUCACCUCCAUUCCCGCCACUCCAUUGUACCGUCCGCUAUUCUCUCCCAGAAACGUCUUUCUUCCUUACCGUUUGGUUAAGUCGGUGAUUUGGAGUUACCGGAGAUUGCAAGAAUUCGAUCCUGAUAUUGUGGUUGGUACCGGCGGAUACGUGUCAUUUCCUGUUUGUCUAGCCGCGGUCUUGAGAAGGGUUAAGCUUGUGAUUCAAGAGCAGAACGCGUUUCCCGGUUUGGCUAAUUGGAUCCUCGCACGUCUUGCCGACGUUGUGUUUGUCGCGUUCAAUUCGACCGUGGAUUCCUUACCGAAGCAUAAGUGCGUGGUGUGCGGGAACCCGGUGAGGCUGGCCUUGAAGAGGAAUGUUUCGAAGGUGGAGGCGAAGCUACAUUUCUUCCCGAAAGUGGAGAGCGUCGGCGAUUCCGUGGUGAAAGUGGUUUUGGUGCUCGGCGGCUCUUUGGGUGCUUAUACUAUUAACAUCGCCUUGCUGAAUUUAUAUUAUCAGAUGCUGACGGAGAACGAGAACUUGUUCAUCAUAUGGCAAACUGGAGUGGAGUCCUUCAACGAGAUGGAAAGCCUUGUCAGAAACCAUCCCCGCUUGCUGUUGCGUCCGUUCUUGCGCUCCAUGGAUAUGGCAUAUGCUGCUUCCGACCUGAUUGUCUCGAGAGCUGGUGCAAUGACUUGUUCUGAAAUUUUGGCAACUGGAAAACCUUCCAUUCUGAUCCCAUCACCCAACGUUGCCGAGGGACAUCAGUUCAAAAACGCUUCUUUAAUGGCAGACUUAGCAGGAACAAGGAUUAUAACUGAAGAUGACCUUGAUUCAACCACCCUCAAAAUGGCAAUUGAAGAGUUGUUAGGAGAUGAAAAUCAGUUGGCGGUGAUGUCAGACAGGGCUCUGAAAGCGGCAAAGCCUGAGGCUUCGGCAGAGAUUUCGGAGCGCAUUCUCUCUUUGGUGAACUCAUCCCCGAGAACAUCACACGAGGUUGAGCAGAUUUAGCAAAGGGGAAAACAUAAGUAGGUGUUACUGCCUGAUAAAUGUGGCAAAUGCCAGUAAAAGAGGGACGACAUGGAGGUACUUCUCCUCUUUUGCUGCUGCUUGGUUUCUUUCCUUUCUCAUCAUCAGCAACCAUCUCCAAAUGACAUGGGGGCUUGAAGACCGUGUCUUUUGAUUCGGUCAUGUGGAUCAGUGGCACUUAUCUUUCUUAGUUACCCGACUCUGGCAUACCAAUAAAAGGGGAUAACUGUCCACCUAAAUCUAUUGCACGACAGUUAAUUUUCAAUCUUAUACUUUUUAAUUUUGUCAA